Erinaceus europaeus (western European hedgehog) is the source of this 4108-nucleotide messenger RNA. It is a transcript of the gene AASDHPPT, whose product is annotated as aminoadipate-semialdehyde dehydrogenase-phosphopantetheinyl transferase. Bases 169 to 1191 code for a protein of 340 amino acids. NCBI's taxonomy places the organism in Eukaryota, Metazoa, Chordata, Mammalia, Eulipotyphla, Erinaceidae. The record is from RefSeq and is a predicted model, not a curated record. Gene Ontology annotation, molecular function: holo-[acyl-carrier-protein] synthase activity; magnesium ion binding. The transcript has 6 exons. Gene Ontology annotation, cellular component: cytosol.
CCCGCCUCCAAGCGUGAGUGGCCCGACUACCCGACUCCCGGUGUAGGUCCCGCCCACGUGACGUCACACGUUGCCGCUUUGCGCGGAGGCGGGUCUCCCGCUCGUCAGUCGCUGUCUCCGGAGGGAGGGGCCGCGGAGUACAGGGCCGUAAGCGGGUCACGUGUUCCCAUGCGUCGCGGCGGGCGAGGGGGCGGGGCGGCGUCGGCGUCAGCGUCCGCGCGUCGGCUGGGGCGGCGGCGAGUCCCUCCCUGGUGGGUGCUCAGUCUCCCCGCGAGGUGCCGAUCGCUGCUGACUAUGGAGGGCGUGCGCUGGGCCUUCUCCUGCGGCACCUGGCUGCCAAGCCGCGCCGAAUGGCUGCUCGCCGUGCGCUCCAUCCAGCCUGAGGAAAAGGAGCGCAUCGGACAGUUUGUCUUCGCCCGGGACGCCAAGGCGGCCAUGGCUGGUCGUCUGAUGAUAAGGAAAUUAGUGGCAGAGAAAUUGAAUAUUCCUUGGAAUAAUAUUCGUUUGCAAAGAACUGCAAAAGGAAAGCCAGUUCUUGCAAAAGACUCAUCAAAUCCUUACCCCAAUUUCAACUUUAACAUCUCUCAUCAAGGAGAUUAUGCUGUACUUGCUGCUGAACCUGAGCUACAAGUUGGAAUCGAUAUCAUGAAGACCAGUUUUCCAGGUCGUGGUCCAGUUCCAGAAUUCUUUCAUAUUAUGAAAAGAAAGUUUACGAACAAAGAAUGGGACACAAUCACAAGCUUUAGGGAUGAAUGGACUCAGUUGGAUAUGUUUUACCGAAAUUGGGCACUGAAAGAGAGCUUCAUAAAGGCUGUUGGUGUUGGGCUAGGAUUUGAAUUGCAGCGGCUUGAAUUUGAUAUCUCCCCAUUAAACUUGGACAUAGGCCAAGUUUAUAAAGAAACUCGUUUGUUCCUGGAUGGGGAAGAAGAAAAGGAAUGGGCGUUUGAGGAAAGCAAAAUCGAUGAGCACCAUUUUGUUGCAGUAGCUCUUAGGAAACCUGAUGGAUCUAAACAAGAUAAGCAAGAUGUUCCAUCUCAUCAUGAUCCUAAACCAUCCCAGAGGCAAUUUACUGUUCUGACUUUUAAUGAUUUAAUAUCAUCUGCUGUUCCUAUGACCCCUGAGGAUCCUUCUUUUUGGGACUGUUUCUGCUUCACAGAAGAAAUUCCAAUACGAAAUGGUACAAAGUCAUAGUCAUGAUUCCCUAAAUAAUCAAGGGAAAUGAAAAACUGUUUAUAAGCCUCUGUAUUCACUAAAAAAAAUAAUAAAUUCCUGAUAGCAUCAAAUUUUAUUUUGCAAAAGCAUUUCCUACUUAAAAAAAAAAAGCAGAUUCCCAGUUCAAGAUAGAUCACUAUAUAGUACAUGAUUACUACUUCUUCCCCCAAAUCAUGUUGAAUUGACAGCAGAAAUAGAAAAGGGUGGCAGAAUACCAGUGAGCCAUGCUCCUGGUAGAGAUAAACAGAAAAUGCAGACUUGUCAAAAGGAAACAUUUAGAUUCUUUCAGAGAUAAUUGCUCCUAUAAUCCGUAGUGUCUUUCCAGACUUUUUUCUUGGUAGAUAAGUAUUAAUAUCCAUCCAUUCUUCCUUCCUUUUCUCUUUCUUUUAUCCUCCCUUUUUCUUUCUUUUAAUGGAGACAUGCUUCUUUUAUUUUUUUCUCUUAAUUGCAUAUGUGCUUUUUAUCAGUACAUUUCUGUUUCCUAAUUUUUAGUAAUUGUUUUCUAUUACAUAGCUAGUAACAGUUAGUAUGCUUUACCAAUGUCCAAAUAUAACUGAUUACAGUAACCAAGGACAGUUCAGUUUAGAGUUGAUAACUUUUUUCCUUCAGCCUCUAUUUAUUCAUUUUGUCUUCCUCAUGGUUGUCAGAGAUGCUGCUACUACUUUCGCCUUUAUGUCUUCAUAAAGUUACAUCUAAAGGCAGAAAGGGCCAUUUGUCAUUUUAGGCCUGUUUUAUCAGCGAGGGAGAUUUUUCUCAAGAGAUCCCACUGAUGUCUCCUCAAUGUCAGUUGCUGGUCUGGUCACUAGAGAAUAUGCCCAGAAGAUUGGCAGUAUUUUUUUUGUGCUACAUAGCUAAUCACAGAGCAAUUUUGCCAUAACAGAUAAAUAGCUGGUAAAUGUCUCAGUUUGGGAUUCCAGUUUGGUCUAUAUAGUCACCAGUAGAAGUGAUAGUCUUAAAAUUGUGGAGGAUUGACUGUCCACUUGAUUAAGCUUCCUGCCUGCCUGUACAGACUGAAAGUUUAACAAAAAUGACAAAUAGAAAGUGGCUAGUAGUCCAUAGCAGUCUUCCAGAGCAUAGAUGAUUAGUUCUGCAGCUGAUGUUGAUACAGCAGCUUGUUCCCUGAUUCCACCUUUACUGAAUUUAAUAUAUAAGUUGACAUGAUAAGAGGAUCAUAUUCCUCUCCUACCCCCCUCAUCCCAAAUGACUUGUGAUUUCGGAUGUUUCUUGAAAAUAGUUUUAAAAUUUAUUUGAGGGGACUGUGUAGUGGCGCACCUGGUUGAACACAAAUGUUAUAGUGCACAAGGUCCCAGGUUCGAGCCCUCAGUCCCCACCUGUAUGGGGAAGGCUUUACGAGUGUUGAAGCAGUGCUGCAGGUGUCUCUCUUCCUCUCUGUCUCCCUCUCAUCUCUCGAUUUCUGACUGUCUUUUAUCAACUAAAGAUAAUUUUAAAAAGAGAUUUUAAAUUAUUGAUACUGGAGAACUAGAAUUUGGGUAUUUGGCACAGAAUUUGAUAUAAAUCAUUUGGUAUGAAAUAUGAUAGAACUUUUAAAUGUAGUCCUGCUGUGGCCCAACAGUUAGUCAUAUGCAUUACACAGAGCUUUGAGAUAAAGCAGUAUCCCAGCUGUCAGCAGAGGAGGCACAGCGAAAGCUCAGAUACCCAGCUUUCCUACCUCAUUCCUCAUGCGUGGCUUAAUGGACUCAAUAAACAUUCGCUGAAGAGUAAGGAAAAUUUUAAUCUGGGGAAAAUGCAAACACAAAUAUGUAACGUAGUAUUUGGACACUCAUAUUAUUCUUAAGGAAGACAGCUUGGGGGGGGGAAGUUUGCUUAUAAUGUUUUCAAUUAAUAUCCCUCUUUUUUUUCAUGAUUUUUAUCCCUUUUCCUUACAUAAAAACUGCCUUUUGGCUAGUUACAUAUGUGGCAAAAGUGCUCAUGGCAAGGAAUGUAGUGAAUCUAGCUAAAAAAGGCAUGGGAAAUAACAGUAGCAUGGAAAAUAACAUUAUUAGCUUGUGUGGAAAGUAGACUGGAUAAGGAAGAGCUAAACUGAAAUGGGGGUGUGUGGGAAGCCUACUCUCCUGUGGUGAAGAUGAGCCACAGUGUAUCCACUCUUCUUUCUGUGCUAGCCAUUUUGGUUGUCCAUAAGCAGCAGUGUUGUGAAUAUAUUUGUUACCGUAUUUGGACUUGCUUCAUAAUGUUCUUUGGGAUGGGAGUGGGGGCAUUUCUAGAAGUGGACUGACUAGUUAAGAGGACUUAGGCAUUUUUACAUCUUUGAUAAGUAAUGCCAAAUUGCUUUCCAAAAUGACUGUACAGUUUACAUUUCCUUUAGUGUUGUGUGUGACCCCUCCUUUAAACCUCCCACCUACAUACUCCCUAUACAACUGUAGAUAGUAUCUUUUUAUUUAAUCUUUGCCAAUAAGUGAAAAUGCUAUUUUUUAAAAUUGUAUUUCUUUCAUCAAAUGAGGUUGAUUUCUCACCACUGUAGUUGGCUGUUUGUAUGGACCUCCUAUUCAUUGCCCUUUCCUCCUUUGUAAGUAGAACUUUAAGUGGGAACAUAAUAUAUAAGAUGCCAAGACCAUCAUAUUGAUGACAGAAUCUCUAUUACAUGGUAGGUACUGCAUGUUUGGGGAAGUUUAAACCUGUUGUUGUUAAAUAUCAAGAAGUGGAGUAAAUUCAUUGUUCUGAUACUGAAAGUAGCCAUUGUGUGUUAAGGGUAAGACAAAAUUGGAAUGCUCCAUAAUUUCGAUUUAUUAAGCACACGCAGAAUUCUAAACCUAGUCAAUAACGUGUUUUAAGAAGAUGUAGUAGCACUUUCAGUAGAGGAAGCAUUGUUAUCCCUAGCAUGAAUAUAAUGAAAAAAACUGUCAUUUGUGUUGUUGCUAUAAUAAAAUAAUUAACAUUA